AUGUACCUGCCAUCAACGUCGUACACAGGACCUUCAACUACAAUUAACAGCGGCGCGGGGACAUCUACUGCGGGGAGCUCUGAGCGUACGGAAGACGCGUUCCACCAGCCAGCCAACACUCAUGCCACAAACAAUGCCGAGUCAGUGUCGGAAAUGGCAAUCGUGCCAGCAAUACCGACAAGCACACAUUUGCACACCAGCACAAGCAACACUCAAGCAGGUGAAACAGCCGCCGAUACUGAAGUGAAUGAUGAAAUCGAUGAUGAAGCACAAGGAGAUGAAGAUGGUGGGCAAUCAGAAAUCAUGGUACCCCAGCCACCGUAUCUUGGGCAAAGAUUUGAUUCGUUUGCAGAUGCAAAGGAAUUCUACCAGACAUAUGCAAAGUUCCAUGGGUUUGCGGUCAACACCGAAUACCAUAGGAAAAUUAAAAGAACUAACGAGUACAGCAGAGGUGAGAUGAGGUGCUACAAGGCACGGAGAAACAAGAAGGACAAAGGUGAUGCGCCUGUCGUUCCGGAACGAAAGAGAGGUAUCAUUGUCAAGACGGAAUGCCCUGUCCGGUGUAAGCUGAACGUAGAUGGAGCACAGUGGGUGGUCACUGAAUAUUUUGACGAGCACAACCACGAGCUAAUAAAGAAGUUUGACCUGGUAAAAUUUCUGACCGCCCAUAGAGGAUUCACCCCCCUCGAGAAGAAAUUCAUAAAGCUGCUACAUGAUUGUAACGCCGGUCCAUCAAGAAUGGUGCAGAUACUCUCCCUCAUCCACAGCAAAAAGGGGUCUCUGAGUAGCAUGCCCUACCUACCAACAGACGUCACAAACCUAAAGGAAAAGUACCAUAGAGAAAGCAAGUUGGCUGACAUAGAAGCCACGAUAGCCUACUUCGAUGAGAAAGCGAAAGAAGAUCAAGAUUUCUUCUACAGGAUAAGAUUGGACGAUGAGGACCGUGUCAGGAACAUGUAUUGGGUGGAUGGUGCUACAAGAAGAGCCUACAAACAUUUCCGAGACUGCAUUUCUUUCGACGCGACAUAUCUCACUAAUAUGUACAAGAUGCCAUGCGCUCCAUUCAUAGGAAUAAAUAACCACAAUCAGUCAUUGCAGUUCGGAUGCGGGCUCGUUCGAAACAAAGACACAGAUGGGUACGUUUGGCUGUUCAAGACCUUCUUGGAGUGCAUGGGUGGACUUGCUCCGAUGAACAUAAUAACAGACCAGGAUUUUAGCAUGCGUGCAGGCAUAGAGGAGGUCUUUCCGUUGGCAGUGCAUAUGCACUGCAGGUGGCACAUUAUAAAGAAGGCUGAGGAGACACUAGGACCGUUCUUUGCUGACCGUCCAGACCUGCACAAGGCAUUCGAGCUGUGCGUGGACCACAGCUUGACGGUGGAGGAGUUUGAAAGGAGCUGGAUGGCUAUGAUUGAAACAUAUCAAACUACACAGCGCAGUGAGGGGUUCAAUGCUGUUUUGAAGCGGUACGUGAGCCCUGGCAACUCAUUGCUACAGUUUGCCAAGCAGUACACCGCUUUGCAACAAAAAAUACUGGGAUCCGAGCUACAGCAAGAAGCAAACACCGCGCUCAAGCAGCCAAAAUUGCUAACGUAUUUACCAAUGGAGAGGCAGAUGAGCAAGAUAUACACCAACAUGAUUUUUAACAAGUAA
This is a messenger RNA of Aegilops tauschii subsp. strangulata, 1650 nucleotides long. Its product is annotated as protein FAR1-RELATED SEQUENCE 5-like. NCBI's taxonomy places the organism in Eukaryota, Viridiplantae, Streptophyta, Magnoliopsida, Poales, Poaceae. The record is from RefSeq and is a predicted model, not a curated record.